Molecule: messenger RNA, 12466 nt
Organism: Malaya genurostris
Lineage: Eukaryota; Metazoa; Arthropoda; Insecta; Diptera; Culicidae
Exons: 5
Coding region: 3597-5930 (777 amino acids)
Biological process (GO): adenylate cyclase-activating adrenergic receptor signaling pathway
Cellular component (GO): membrane
Molecular function (GO): G protein-coupled receptor activity; dopamine neurotransmitter receptor activity, coupled via Gi/Go
Source: RefSeq, a predicted model, not a curated record
ACUGACUGAAUGCUGUACGAAUGCAACCGGCCCAGUCGGGCUGUCGUCCAAUCCGCACUGGACCAACACCGGACUGACGCUGCUGCACACUGCACUGUUUGGUACCUCUGCGAGCUGGUGAGCCCUGAUCCGUCCGAACAUCGCUCCAUAACGCUCAGUUACAGUUUUCUUCCAUUGGCAGAAGGCAGCCUCUGGCGGACGCUCGUUCCAAAUUUGCCACAGCCGCACACUGCUAAACUGGCUAGUUUCGAAAUUUGCGCGAGUCCCGAAACGCGGGUAAAAGUUGACCUAAUUGAUCCGUUUCGUGCGCCCGUGGCGUCGUGAGUCCGACUUUCUGUGCAGUGAGGGGUAGAGAAAAAAAAGUGGCAGCGUUAAAGAUUGAUCCCAAAACGUACGUAUAAAUAAUUAUGAACGAGUAAUCGAGUGCGAAAGAGGAGCCAAAAACCGAAACAUUCGCGUGAAAAUUGUAAACGGAAUAAAAUAUCAUUUAUCAGUGCGACGGUAGCAUCCAGUGGCCAGAAAUAGCAUAGACCAUGUGGUUAGCCCCCUAGCAUACGGUCGGUUCGUUCGUUCGUUCGUUCGUUCAUUCGUGGCUUAUAAUGCAUACUCGAAGUGUUUUUGUCAGUUUUGUUUACGUGCGGUUUUUCUACGCAGACGUGCACCAUGUGAAAAGACUAGUGGAAAAUAAAAUGCGAAAUGCGUGAAGCGCGUAAAUCAAUGGCAAAUGAUUGAACCGGUUUUUGCGAUAGUGAAGCCGACAGCAAAAAUAUAUAAAAAAACGUUCCUACGAUAUGACAGCGACAUCUCAGUGAGUAUUUUCGUGUACGCUCCGUACUGAAAGCGAAAUAGAAACAGUGUUACCGGAUUUGAAUUUAAAUUGAAAAAUGAUUGAGGUUUGUCGUAUUUCCGCCAUACUAGGAGUGUUAUUGAAUUAUUACAAUGAAUACAGUUUAUGAAUACAGACGACAACGCCGUUCUGACAGUGGCACACGCUGAGUGAAAUGCACUAGCUGACCGUGCUUUCCGGUGCUAUGCGGGACCGAAGCAAACCACGGACUUUCCGCCCACCGACUCCGACAUACGUACGACCAUAGGCAAUAGACUCUGGUGACACGAGUUGCGGCAAGAAUUGGCCGGCAGCUGGGCAUUUCACAGCGCUCUUUUCGACUGCUGCUUGGUCAACAUUUGUCACUGUGAAGACUCUGGUUCAAACGUGGUUUCCCGACGGAGAAUGCUGCCCUGCUUUGAGCCUACCGAGCGGAAUUAAUACUUUUAUAAAAAUUCAAGUGAAUUUAUGCUGCCCCGAUGCGUGUUGGUUUUGUAUAAUUAUUGUCCCUUCGGGAGUGCUUCGCGGGAACGUUUCGAACUAAAAACGUUUCGGCAUGUAACGGAAACUAAGCCAUGAAAGUGUACAGUGAAAACAAAUGCAACCAGGUCUACGAAAUAGUUGACUUCAAAACCGACCCAUCAAACUUUCCUCCGUUACAUUGAAUCUCAUAACACCGGCAAUUCACUGCAUGAAUUUCACUUCGGUUGAGUAACGAAUUGCCCGAAACAAGCAGAUGAAGAUAAAUUGUGGAAAUUGCAAGUGCAGUGAAGUGUUUUGUUGGAAGAAGUACCAUUACCGAAAGUGUUUUGUAUUGCAAACAUAACUGAAAGUUGAACAGCUCACGAGUGCAUCCAAUAAGGACGAGAAUAAUACGAACAAUGAUAAGAACAAGAUGAUAGAAUUCAAUAUCGCUUGAAAACAAAAGCUUCUUUUGAUGCGUGGUACGGUCGAUAGAUCAAGGGUCGAAGGUGUUUACCGAAACGUACCGCCACUCACAGCACAUAAAAGGGCGGUCUGGCACAUGAAAAGGAAGACUAACCACAAAAAUCACCGUCGGCUGAUAAGCUUUUCUUCGUCGAACGAGAAAAAAAAUGGUUCCUGUGAAAUUCAAACGAGUUUUUGUGCAGUGCUUCAAAUAGCAGCCACUACGGAGAACGCGUUCGGAAGCUCCGGCGAACGGAGGCAGAUCGUCGUGAUAAAACAGAACUGAAUUCUUGUGAAAAAUUCUAUUUUGGUUUGCACGAAUGGGGGUGGGGUCUAUGCAAAGGGUAGUAAAUAAAAGAGAUUAAAGCGAGGAAGACUGAAAUUUAAAUAUUGCAUAUCACAGUGAAAGGCUGGUUGCUGCCAAAGAGAAUACGAACUGUGCUCUCAUCAGUGGACUGGACAUGAACGCGGCACUGGGACAGAGUUGGACAUGAUGAAUGACUGCUGCUAACGAAGAUCUUCGAGCGUACAGACAAACAUUCACCCCCCACGCAGUCAUCCAAGAUUAGCAAUCAUGAAUCCAAGCAUGCAACAGAGUAGCAUGCCGACUUGAACUUGAACUUCAUCGAGUCAAAGCUUGAACUAAUAAAUAAAUUGAACACGAACUAAACGGUGGUAAGGUUAAAAAUUGCGCUCGAUCGAUGAAAGUAGAGCAAAACAGCGCAUACACGUAUGAACGUACCCCGAUAUAGUGUUUGAACGAGGAAACAUUACUGGCAGUAAAUGCAGCUCUGAUUUGAGUUGAAAGAAAAAAUGUGCGAGCGGCAGCGGCAAAAAUAUAAACAAUUUCAAAGUGGCAACGCAUGUGGAAUUUGCGUCAAUCAUUAGAGCAUAGCUGAACAGAAAAUCCAGCCGGCAGAUUAUUUUAAACAACGCAGUCAACCGUCCGAAUACCAGUCCAAAACAACACUGCGAAGGCGAGAGUGCUUUGGCCUAAGCCGAAGCACCAACGGCGGUUCGGCUGUAGAGCCGAGCUGGAGAUCAGUAGAAUACCGUCACAGAGAAACCGAUAAACAUACAAAUACAUAACACGCAGGCGGCAAGAACCCGAAGCCCCAGCAUGUGCAGCAAAGAACAAUAAUCCGCGUACACCGUGCUAGGGGAACACAUUUUACCGACCGUACGUCUUCGGGUGUCGGUAAAAUCCGUCGUUUCCAUACAACGCACACAUAGAGGAAAAAAGUACACGGAAGAACUAUAGCAUCAACAACGCCGCCGACGACGACGACGACGAAAAUUUGCCAACAUCCAGUUAGCACUAGCAGUUAGUUAGUCGACAGUUGGCAAGACAGCGGUGCGGAUUCAUUGUUUCAUUCAUCUGAUGACCGCGCGACGAGCAAGUGUUUUCUCGAAAAGCAGUGCUUGAGAAUUGAUUUCCUGUGCGAACGAUUUAUGAUGUGUGUUUAGGCAAAAGUUAACCAUCAAAAAUACCGCCAGACAGAUCAGUGCCACGAUUAAACAAAACAAAACAAAAAAUAAAAACACAACCAACGGUUGUUGAUGGUGGUAACACGGAUACCAAUUUGUCGUUGUGUACACGAAGAAAAUCAGUGCAUUGAAUUGUAGUUGCAAGUUUUCGAUUCUUCACCAUACAAGUAUGAAACAGUGACAAGCGAAGCGUUGAAACCCCGAAACGGGUGAAACAAUGAACCUUCGGUGCCAAAUACGGUUCUGAGUACCGAAAUGUGCGAUAGUUCAAGCGAAACUUUUCGGUUCGAACAAAAUAAUCACAGAAAAUGACGAAAUUCAAACCAGCAACGGAAAGUGAAACUCUUGCAGCACAAUGUUAGCCGUAGAUUGCCUGGUCGGUGGAUUACUGCUCAGUUCGAUCGGUGUGAAUAUCCUAGCGCUCGGUGCUUUCUGGGUCACUCCAAGUCUUCGAACAACAGCGAAUCGGUUCGUGAUUAACUUGCUGGUUGUGAACUUGGUAUGUUGUAUAAUUCUUGGUCCAUCGCUGCUACUGAAUGCAUUUACAUCGAAAUCAGCACCGGCUUUGCCGUCGACGGUGGUGGUACUGGCCGCAACCACCUCGGCGACCUCAACCAGUACAGCUGCAGCAGUGGCAACGACCUCCGGAAAUGGCAGCGUUGCAGCGACCGGAUUAUCGUUCGCGAUCGCCAUGAAUGCCACGGUCAGUGAAGAUGAUAGUGUACAUAACCGAACCAAUAGAGUAGUUAAAUGUCGGAACGCCACCACCAUUGCAUGUGAUACUAUAUUGAUAAGAAAUAAUGUAAAUAUUGAAGAUGUGCGGUACGUGAAAUCACAACCCGGUGAUGUAAUCGAUUCCAAGCUGACACUGACAAAGAUAAGAUGCUGGGGGCUCGACUUGGUCGUUGCACUCGGAGCUCUCUCGGUGCUACUAGUGGUAGGAGAUACCUGGUGUGCCGUUACCGAUCCCUUGCGGUACCAUUCAAGAAUCUCGGACUUGAAGGCGUGGGCAUUCAUUGCCGGAACGUGGCUGUUGGGAAUCGCCUUCGGGAUUGCUUCCGGUUUCCGGGGUGAUCAGAAAAACAUUACCCUGUUCAGCAGCCGGCUGACGAAUGCUGAAGCAACGGCCGCAUUUGAUGCUAGUCAUUUAAACAAUAAGAAUCUAACAGCGGCAGGCCAGCGCGAUAGUGGCCUCAUAAAUCAUCUCAACAUUUCCGAAGAUCUGUACAAUACAAUAUUCUCCUAUACGUAUUUUGUGAUCGUGAUUCUUUUGCCAUUCGCGCUCGUGUGCGGCAUGUACUGGAGAAUAUUCUCGGAGGCACGCGAGAGUGGCCAACGAAUGCGACAGAACGGGUCCUCGCCUUUGCUGCAGAGUGCACUAAACCUGGCCGCCGUUUCGGCACAGAAGCAAGCGGAAAAACAGGCGGAACACCAGCGGCAGCAUCCAGACGGCUGCGAUGGGCUGACAAUGAAAAUUGACAAGCAAAUUCAUUAUGAAGAUGAAACCAUCACUGUAAAUAGUAUUCAACAUAGCAGUAGUAUUAAACAAAAAGAUUCCUGUCUAAAGCCUUUAUUGCAACACUCACCGGUGCUCUCACCAGUGCAUCAACCGAUUCAGCAUGCAGACGACCACCCAACGUCAGUAAUACAAAUGGGCCACAGUACCACCGCUACAUCUCCGAGCACACCAGUCAGUCGGCUUAAAACAUCGAUGAAACCGGACAGAAAUCAUAACAUACUGAUGUCAUCGACGGAAACUGGCCGAUUGGGUUGUAAAGAUGCUUCGAAUAAAAUUCGCCGAAAUCAUAGUGCCGGACGUCUGGUUAGCUUUAAUGAGCAAAACCAAGAACUGCAACCGGCAAGUCUACGACAGGUCCAUUCGACGCCGAACUUCCAGAAGCUAGUUUCGUCCGAGUUUGAUCACAUCGGCAAUCACCACAUUCUGUCCCUGCCAGUGGUACACGUUCCACCGAAGGCCCUGAGCUAUAUGACAUCGAUAAGACACCGUUUGUCGAAUGCAUCAUCGCUGUUCAAAUAUCGUGAAGAAUCGCGGGCAGCCAGAAUCAGCAUCCUGGUGAUAAUUAUGUUUCUCGUGUCGUAUUUACCCUACGGGAUCCUCGUGCUAAUGCAGGGCCAUGUGGAUCUAUUCCUGGUAUCGGAUCAAGCCCUACUGGCAAUAUUGACGGUGGUGAUUGCCAACUUGAGUUCACCCUUCAUAUUUGCCUAUCGUAAUAAGCGAGUACGUCGCGGCGUAAAGCGUCUUCUCGGUAUCGAUAGAAAAACUAAUGAACGACUGCUGAAACUGACCAGCAGUAAUACUCACUUCAACAACAAUAACAACAACAACAACUACAGCGCCAAUAUUAGCUUUCAUAACGCGACCAACGGGGCCGACGGAAGUGCUUCCAAUGGUCACAUUGCCACCCACCACAAGUCCCACAAGGUCCGGAUUGCCGGUCUCACGCGGAGCAAUAGUUCGUGCAAAUAUCUCACCCCGAACCACGCGGCGGCCGUGGCCGUCGCCAACGGAUUCAUAGUGGAAUUUGAGCGCUACCCCUCGGAUGAGCUCAACAGCCUGUGCAUCCAGAAGAAAUCGAUACUGAAACGAGUCUGUGAUAGUUCGCGGAAAUGGGGCUGCAACUUUGCCACCAAUUCCUGUACCAGCAACGAUGAGCAAACGGAAGUGUAGCUUUAAAGUGGUAAUUUAAUAUAAUCGUUUCAUUUUUCACCUUUCUCACUGACUGUGCUCAACGUCUCAACGUCUCUCGUCAAGUCACCGGGCGGCAGACAGCUUUCCCGAAGCAAUCCACAACAACAAGAAAAAUGUCAAGCGGUUUUAAAGUACACCCAGGGAGCGCCCACACCACGCGCGUAGUGUAUUUUUCACUUACUUGUCACCUUGCACAAUCGGCACGGUUCCUCCGUGGUUUGACGUGGUUCCCAAAUGCUGUCCGAUUGUUGGAAACGAAAAUAGAACUUUUUGUUUGCAGACUUACCAUUCUAUGACCGAAUGUAUCUCUCUGGUAAAGCAGUUAUCAAGUGAAGCAUUUUUUUUUGGUUCAGUAUACACAUGCACACACACACAUAUUAUGUUUGAAUUAGUUGCUAAGUAGAAGCGAGGUUGCGAAAAGCAAACCGACAGUCAGUUCAAUCAAUCAAAUUUAUUAUCGAGUCAUUUGCGAUUGGAGAGAUAAAUCUGAUCCAGUACGAACUGCUCUAAUCCAUUAUAUGCGAGCAAAGUAGUCUGUGUGAAAAAAAACCAUGUCUUGGUAUUGCAUUUUUUUUUUGCAAAGUUUUAACAUCCUGUUUCAACAGACAAUGCAGUCGAUUCGUGGCGUGCAGAACCAUUUGAUGGCAAAUGUUGCGUUCCUAUUGACACUAAGAUUCUUUUUAGGUCGUACAUAGGAUUAUUUGAUGCUUUGGAAGCUAAAUUAUUUUCAUGAUUUUGCACUGUAAUUUUAAUCACACUCUAUUGGCUUUUUUUUUAAAUAAAAUAGAAUUAAAAUACUAUUGCAAAAAUGAAAACUCGGAGCUCCUAGAGGCAUGAAUCGAACAAACGAACCUUGUAACCAUAUGACAAUUGAAACACAUUCCUUUGUGUAUGGCAUGAUUUGAAGUAAAGAACUUAAUAUUUUUAGAUACAAAAUUUUCUGAUUUUUUAUUGUUUUUUACAACAAUAAUGCCUACAACUGAAAACACACUAGGAUUUCUGGUCUGAAACUAAUAAAUAGUUCAUGUGCAACUGUUUAUUUUCAAUGGCCACAACACUACUGCGAAUGAUUCACUUAUAUUGGUUUUCUCUUCUCAAACAACAAAUCUAACUUCUUACUGAUUCUUGCUGAUUUUUGAUGAUCAUUUUCCUACCACCUGAUCCAUAUUCAUUCCAUUUAUUGUUUCGUUUUAUAGAAAUGGAAAGCUUGAUAUCAAUUACAUAGCUACAAAUUCCUUACCAUAUCAUUAGUUUUCAAGUGAAUUUAUCAAUGAAAAAAAUUUGAUUUCGCUGGAACCAUCAUUCUUUGGUAUGAUUAGAUAUAUUUUUUACCCUGAAACCUAGAUGAAUUGGCUUCCGAUUCCGUCAAAAGGCUUGUCGUUCAUGAGAAGAUAUUAAUUGAUAUUUCGACUGUAUGUCGUAUGCAGCAAAAAUAUGUAAUUCGAAGGGGGCGUAAAUUCGAAUAUGACUCGAUUCAUAGAAGCGCAAUUCGUUGAGGGAUUGAAUUUUACCAGUGUUACUUAAAUAUGUGACAAACCUACCAAGCUCGUGAAAUUACACAUUUCAACACGUAACAAUAUACUAGAAAACAUUAGUCUAGUACUAAAUCAACUGUAAAAAUGUGUCAUUUUUGACACUCGAAUAUGUCGGUCUCAGAAGACGUAACAUUACACUAAUUUUUUUAAGAGUGCAUCAGCUACGCACGCAUAUUUUAAUCGAAUUUGUUUGCUUUAAGACGAGGACUGAAUAAUAAACUAAUUUUACAAUGGUUCAUUUUUUGUAUCUUUGCAUGUAAAUCAAAAUUAGCCAUUCCAUCACAGUCGAACAAAAGUUCGUCAUUCCAUCAAUGCAUUAACGCAUGCAACGAUGAAGAACAUGCCUUGUUUCCUACACACUAAAUUAUGAUUGUUGAGUUUCAGCGAAAUUUACCGGAAGUUUGCCAAGCUGAAGCUUCAACAAAUAUUUUAAUCAAAAACUGUUAGCUGACAUUUCAGUGACCCAUAACUGUCAAAAUUCCACAGAAAAAUCAGUAAAUAAUUACCUUCUUUGCUGUGAUCAAUGCAGAAAAUAAUAACAGUAUUUUACUAAAAUUUCGGUAAUUUCGAUGUGAUUAAUAAACGUUUCGGCAUUCAUUGCAUAUUACUGGGUUUGCAGAAAACAAUGUUUUACUGAAUUAGAUCAAUAAAAUCAUUUUUCUGAAACAAAUUACUAUAAAACGUUUGGUUGCAGAUUUCUCUGACAGUCAACUACCAUCAAAAUUGAUGCGGUAAUUGCUAUGGAAAUAAAUAGAAGUUAUUAUUUCUGUUGGAAUCAAAUUUCCCAUAUAUUCAAUGUUUAAGACUUUCCAGAGAAUCCUGGCAAAAUAAUUAAAGCGAUGUAAACUGCCCAUACUUGCAUAUCAGUCCCAUAUUGAAAAUCGACAAAUUGAGAAAAAGAUGAAUACAUAUUUCGGUUAUAUUUUGCUUUUUUCCGCUACUAUGAUGAUUGAUCCGUAAUACUAUUGAAUCACAUACAUGGAUUACAUUAUAAAGUUUUCAUCUGGAAUGAAAUAUUGCACUUUUUUGUCAUUCGUUUGUGUAAGAUCUGUUAUGCAACAAGAUGGGACAAAUAUGCGAGUACUAAAAAAUACUCGCAUACCGGUCCCAUCUUAGUAUGGUAUGCUUCGCUCGCACGUGGCAAAAUCUCACCUUUGAUUUUCCAUUCGUGUGAAAUCUAAUCGUUCGAUAUAAUUAAGUUUGUGAUUCGAUGUCAGGUCUUGAUGCAAUUAAAUUAUAUGAUGUAGACUCUUUUACGGAAGACAGCUCAAAUAGUGACUUUGUAUGUUUUAAUGUCACCAACAUUCGAUACUUCCAAUUUGGAAUAUUCUCAUAUGCCUACAUCUGAAUUUGGCCAAAGCAAUGGUAAAAGAACUGAAAUUUUGAGUAUAAAUGCGACCAAUACGUUUGAUUCAUAAAUUAUUUUUACAAUUUCUGAAACUAACGUGAAAAUAGACGUUAUACGUUGGACUAACUCAAAAAGGAAUCUACUGGUUACUGGUUGAUUAGUUCUUUUGGAAUUAUUAAUGGGCUCAUGAAAUUUUUCCGUCAUUUUAUAAUGUUGAUGGCAUUUUCCUCGAAUGCGAUUGUACGAUUUUAUUUUCCCCUAUUUUGAAUUAGGAACACUAUAUAGAAAGCAAUGACGAAGUCCUACGUCAAAAUUAAUAGUCAAUUCAUACUCGUAUUUUGAUGGCACUAUAACAACCACAAAAUUCGUUAUUUUCACUCUGAAACACCAGUAGCUAACAGUCUUUAGCUUUCAUGAUAGUUAGCAUGAGUUGCUCGAAACUUUAAAUUUUAAUAUUGUAAAAUUGGCGACGAGUAUAAACACAUAUUUUGCUUUGAAAAGACAGAUGACAUUUUGAUCAUUUUUCCCUUCGAAUUGAUUUUUUUAUAUUCUUCAUCAUAAAAUCUAUGGCUUUGAUAUACUGUCAGCUAAGUCAACAGCCCAAAUUCAUAAACGGAUUGUGCAACUGAUUGGAAACGAUCAAAAAUUUCCAAACUAUUUUUCGCUUUAAGCUCUGCCUAAAGUUUGACGUCACUGUUUCUUAUCCUCAAUCCCACUCUGCCUAACAAAUGCCGGUUGAGAAGUUUUUUUACGAUGUGCAUUUCUCGAACUCCUUCUCUUUUUUAUUUUGUUGCUCCCGCUCUCCCGCUGCACCAAGUUUGACCAAAAGUAAAACUUUCCAUCUGAUUCUCGCCGAUAUUUACAUAAAAAACGCGUUAGUUCAUAGUGCUACUAAUUUGCAUCCUGUUCGUUCGGAAUACCUGCCGAGUUUGCACGUGUGUCCGAUUUCGCAGGGAAGAACAUAAAGAAGCGAAAUUUCUGUUGUGGCUGUUGCCAUCCUAGUUCUGCACCUCACCGUUCAGCAGAUAGAUAAGCUAUGAUGCUCUUGGCAUACCCCCCGACCGGGUUAGUCGAUCGUAAAUGGCCGGGUGAAGCAAAACGGGUUAAAGAAAAAGGUGUGAUUAAAUCUUCCCCAUUUGGGGUUUUAUAAAUGCUCGGAUAUAAAUACCUACACAAAUAGAUAACCGAGUCUAAGUUCGUGGGAACCAUCUGGCGGUUAAGACAGAUAAAUUUAUUAGUUGCGCUGACUGCUGCAGAACGUGUGUUCGUAACAAUUGCAGACUUGGGGUUUCCUGUGGCAUGAGCCGGCGUACAUUUGGUGCCACGGAUAGAUUAACCGCGUGUGUACCUGCAACACUUGCACCGCAAGUCUGGUAUCUUUGUUAUGUCUUUACAAUCAGAAGCUUGCGUAAACGUGCUCCCGGCCUACCUUGACUACACCCUUUGUAUACCGCGCUCUCCGAACGAACGAACGAACGAACAAACGAUAAAGUACAUGCUUUGCUGUCCUGCAGUGUAUUAUUGUUUCGUUCUAGUUUACAGCCCUGAUGUCAUUACGGUAGGAUACCGGUUAUGCUAAUGGGAAGAGACGUCGCUAUAACGACAAACAUUUCAUACCCUCAACCUGACUUGCUGAUCUUGUUGCAAUAUAUUUUUUUUUUUUGCUUUCUGCUUGCAUUCUCUUGCUCUGGCUUAUUUUCCUUGGCUGCACGAACUGCAACGCGCCAAGUUAAAAAUAAUUCUAGGCUGAAAAAGUAAGACAAUCCCAUUGCGCAGAAUGGCGUACUGGCACCAGACUGUCCCAAAGUAGCGGAAUUUCAUCCAGGGUUUCUACCGCGGAAAAACGAUCCUCGUGGGCACGGUUGAGUGUGGCUUCCCCGAGCUCCGUGGUGAAGUACGAUGAUUAGAAGUUUAAAUUAUUUUUAGACACUACCAAUAGAAACUAUAGCGGAGUAGAAGUCAACAAUUUAAAACAUUUUCAUUUCCUUACCAAUUUGGCAAAUGACUGCUUAAAAUAAUUGGGAACCACUUCAUCCUUCAGGGUGACAUUAAAACCGCAAUUAUUACAACCGAGUUCAGCUUUCCAAACGAUAACAUUACUGCUAUUAAAUUCGCAGAUGAUCCGAGAGCUUCAAUCAACAUUCCAAUCCUAUAAAUUACUGUAAUUCUGAUUUAUGUGAACAAAUAAAUUGCUGAUCUGCUGAUGACAAAACUUGACGAGAGACUCGAGCUUUAGAAACAAACAAAAAAUGUUGAUACAACUUGAUGGGUAACUAAAACGUAGCUAUGAUAUGGAUAGUGGCCAAAAAAGAUCAGUGUUUUCUAAAUUUUAAACGAUAAACAAUAAAAACAAAACAAACAGGUUAAUCUUACGGCCUCUAAGGACAACAAUAAUUGUUAGUGAUAGAGAAUUUCAAAUUGAAAAUUAAACUGAGCACAUUUCGUGGAAACGCGCAAAACUAUCUGAAAGCUUUACUUUUAUGUUUAGGGAAGGAGCCGAUAAGGUAAAAUAAUUGUUUAACUAAAGAUAUCACUAGCUAAAGUCUACUUAUAAACAAAAGCUGUGGAUGGUGAUUUAAAGUCGGAAACGUGUUAGAAAUGGUGCUUAAAUGUUUGCAUUUAGGUUCAACAAGAAAACUAUAUACAAAGGUACCGAAACAAAUCAAAUGAUCGUAUAUUUAAAAAUCGUUAGAAGUGUAUCAAUUCAAAUUUGGUGUAUUUACAUACUGCAAAAUAAAAACAAACCUAUUUACAAUAAGACAGUGGAUACGAAACUAACAUUAACAAGCAGGGUGUCCCAACAAACAACUUUAUCUUAGAGAAACUACAGCACAAAAAUAUGAUGAAAUCCACACAAAAAAUGUCGCAACUGGUUACUAUAGAAACUAAAUGUUCAGUCCGAUGGCAACCUAAAAAACGAGAAACCUGCAUACACACUCAAAAACAUAGCAAAACAAACACUGUUCGAACGGAUCAGCAGAAGAAGAAUGCCAUAUUGUUGGUUGCUAGUACAGAAGCAAGGCUGUUACAUAAAAGCACAACCCAAGAAUUCUACUCAACAACAAACAAACAACAUAGUCGAAGUUCAAACAAAACAAGGUCGACAGCGACAGUAUGUCAACUCAGCGUUCGCUACUUUGCGUAAAACAAAUGCUGCUAGGGUUUUUUUUGGAAUUGUUUUUAUGUUCGAAUUUUGAAUCCACGCAUAUGCUUGUGCCAUUUGUACAGGGAUUAGCUUACAUGCAUUCACGCACUCCACUGAUCUAGGCUUACGCUUCCUUUCACGAUUUAUUUCUUACUACUGUCAUAAUUCUGUCUACAUCGAUGCGAUCGAUAUCAUUGUAAAUACCAAAACACGUUCCCUUCAACUCGUUUUAAUUUAUUUCCUUUGUUAUUAAGCACAUUUCAGUUUAAGAAAACUCCGAUAACUAGGAAUUUCAGCUUCCAUCAAACGUAUGAAAAUAAAAUCGAACACUCUAAGUGAAGCAAAAACAAUGACAUUUUAUCCGCAAACAAUAGUAUGUAUUCAAAAACAUAACGGAAUGAGAAAAAAAACAAAACUGAAAGCAAGUUGAGUAGUUUUAUGCUCGCUAAUUUACUGAUACAAAAAAUAAAGAAAUCCUGCAAAUUUA